Molecule: messenger RNA, 4260 nt
Organism: Toxotes jaculatrix (banded archerfish)
Lineage: Eukaryota; Metazoa; Chordata; Actinopteri; Toxotidae
Exons: 1
Coding region: 1-4080 (1359 amino acids)
Biological process (GO): DNA integration
Molecular function (GO): nucleic acid binding
Source: RefSeq, a predicted model, not a curated record
AUGAGUCUUCGCUCAGGAAAGGGCUAUCUCAAAGACUAUGCCGCUAUGCAGCAAAAUGAAGCUUGUGGAGAGGAAGAAGUUGCUACAGCUAACGCAGCCACAAGGCAGACACCUCUUCCAACAUUGGAUGCGAGGUCACAGUCAUCUAAAGCCUCCACUAGACUCUCCCAGAGAUCAUCAUCAACAACCUCUUCAGCUGUUAAAGCAUAUGCUAAAGCAAAAGCUGCCAAGGCUCAACUAGCUUAUGCUGAACGAGAGGCGGACAUGAUGAAGCAGAGAGCAGAACUGCUGAAACAACAGGCUGACUUCGACGCUAGUCUCCAUCUUCUGCAGUGUCAAAGAGCUGCUGCUGCAGCUGAAGCUGAAGCUACGGCCUAUAUGGAAGCUGAAAUUGAAAGUGGUGAGCUCAAGUCUGAUCCUCCUGUUGCAGAGGAGCCCAUCAGUACAUUUCAGCGCACUCAUGACUACAUCCAACAACAGUCAGAGUUGGUCUUUAGAGAAGAGCCGUAUUCAGGAAAAAUAGAUGAACUGAGAAUACCUGAUUUCAAACCGCCAGUGCUUCAGGGUAUUCAAAACAAAACACGGCCAGUGUACAAAAACACAAAACAGGAGCAAACAGCAAUCAGGUGUUCAAGUAAUACUUACCUUCACAGUUCUCCAAAACACGCAAUCAUUCCUGAAAAGACAUCUUUGCCAGAGCCUAAAGAUACAAAGGAAGACUUUGCAAAAUAUCUCAUGCGGAGAGAAAUGGUGAGUGCUGGCCUCCUGCAAUUUGAUGACAAACCUGAAAAUUACUGGGCCUGGAAAACUUCUUUUCUGAGUGCUACUAAGGACUUGAAUCUCUCAGCCAGAGAAGAGCUGGAUCUUUUGACAAAGUGGCUUGGAGUUGAAUCCUCAGAACAGGCAAAGAGAAUUCGUUCUGUGCACAUCCUCAAUCCUACAGCAGGUGUCAGCAUGGUAUGGCAGCGCCUUGAGGAGUGUUACGGGACACCUGAGGUCAUUGAAGACGCACUGCUCAAAAAGAUUGAACAUUUUCCAAGGCUGACUAAUAAAGAUAAUGUUAAGCUACGAGAGCUAAGUGACAUUCUUCUUGAGUUGGAAUGUGCUAAGGAAGACGGUUCUCUUCCAGGACUUGCAUAUUUGGACACAGCUCGUGGAGUAAAACAAAUUGUGGAAAAACUUCCCUUUAACCUGCAAGAGAAAUGGGCAAGCGUUGGAAGCCAGUAUAAGGAGGAUCAUGGAGUGGCUUUUCCUCCCUUCUUCGUCUUCUCCAAGUUCGUCCAAAAACAGGCAAGGAUAAAAAAUGAUCCAAGCUUCACCAUGUCUGCUACAAACAGUCAAGUUCCUUCCAGGUCAGAAAAGCCUUCACAGUUCAGUCGUAAAGCUUCUGUGAUGGUGCACAAAACAGACAUCCCUGCAGAGUCAUCAGGAAUGCAAACCAGUAGUGUGCCAAAGAAAUUGGAAGAACCAGAUCAUCAGUGUCCCAUACAUAAGAAGCCACAUCCAUUGAGAAAAUGUAAACUUUUCAGGGGCAAACCAUUAGAAGAACGCAAAGCUUAUCUCAGAGAAAACCGCAUCUGCUAUAGAUGUUGUGGGUCAGUUCAACACAUAGCAAAAGACUGUAAGGUGGCUGUCGAGUGUGUUGAAUGCAACAGUGAUAAACACAUUACAGCACUACAUCCAGAUCCUCUUCCUGCAACUACACAGAGUGCUGCAGCUGUUAAAGAUGACAGCGGGGAGCAAAAUGGAAACUCAUCAUCAGUCACAUCAAAGUGUACUGAGGUAUGUGGACACAAUGACCAUUCACACUCAUGUUCCAAAAUCUGCCUAGUUAAAGUGUAUCCUGCAGGUGAAGAAGAGAGGGCAGUUAAAAUGUAUGCAGUGCUAGACGAACAAAGUAACAAGUCUCUUGCCAAAUCAGAGUUCUUCACCCUUUUUAAAGUUAAAGGUAGCCCCACACCAUACACUCUGAAAACCUGCUCUGGAAAAUCAGAGACAGCAGGUAGAAGAGCUGUCAAUUUCAUCAUUGAAUCCAUGGAUAGGAAACUCCAGCUUCCUCUACCGCCCUUGAUAGAGUGUGACAUGGUGCCGGAUGAGAGGACAGAAAUACCCUCUCCAGAGGUUGCACGUCAUCACCCUCAUCUGCUCCCAGUUGUUACUAAGAUUCAACCUGUAGACCAAGAUGCUCAGAUUCUCCUGCUCUUAGGAAGAGACAUUCUUCAGGUGCACAAAGUACGUGAGCAAAUCAAUGGGCCCCACAACGCACCAUACGCUCAACGGCUAGACCUAGGCUGGGUCAUCGUGGGAGAAGUGUGCUUGGGAACAGCACACAAACCAUCAGAGAUCAACGUCUACAAAACAAACACACUGCACAAUGGUCGUACAUCUUUUCUCAAACCAUGUCCAAACAGUGUCCACGUGAAGGAAGACUACAGUGACAAAGCAGCAGAGAUGCCUGAAUCCAGUCUCUUCAGCCUCGUUGAACCUGAAACUGACAAUGAGAUUCGACGUGAAGUUACUACUCUGGCAACUAAAGCAACUCAGCCUCAACUGGGCUCGCAGCACUUCGAGCGAUGCUCAAGCUGGAGAACACUAUGUGAAACCAUAGCCAGACUCAUUCAUGUUGCAGCAUCUUUCAAAGAAAAAGCAAGCAAUGGAGAAAAGAAAGGAUGGAAAUCUUUCAAAGACACGCCCAGUCUGAAGGAGCUUUCACAGGCUAAAGUUGUGAUUGUUCAUACCGUACAGCGCAAGGCAUUUAAGGAGGACUUUAAAUGCCUGAAAGAUGCAAAACAGACAUGCUGGAAGCAAAAUGUGCUUAAGAAACUCAAUCCAGUUGUGGAUAAAGAUGGACUGCUCCGGGUUGGAGGUCGUCUUUCCUCUGCUGACCUCUCAGAAGAAGAAAAGCACCCACUGAUUAUUCCAAGAACUCACCACAUUGCCACACUACUCGUGAGAUACUUCCAUGAACAAGUAGCCCACCAAGGACGACAUAUUACAGAGGGAGCUAUCCGAGCAGCAGGAUACUGGAUAAUUGGGAGCAAGCGUCUGGUUUCUUCUGUUAUUCACAAGUGUGUGACCUGUCGCAAACUACGAGGUAGACUGGAAGAACAGAAAAUGGCAGACCUGCCUGCAGACAGACUCACUCCUGAGCCUACAUUCACCACUGUUGGUCUUGACGUCUUUGGGCCAUGGUUCAUCAUGACACGCCGCACAAGAGGAGGAAGUGCAACAAGCAAACGCUGGGCUGUGCUUUUCACAUGUAUGUCAACCAGAGCAGUACAUAUUGAACUGAUUGAAACUAUGUCAACUGACAGUUUUAUUAAUGCUCUGAGGAGGUUUUUCUCCAUUCGUGGCCCAGCAAAACUUCUGCGGUCAGACAGAGGAACUAACUUUGUUGGGGCUUGUAAGGAGUUGGGAAUAAACACAGACAACACAACAGUCAGGAAGUACCUCCAGGAGAAAGGAUGUUCCUGGGUGUUUAAUCCACCUCACGCUUCCCACAUGGGUGGCUCCUGGGAACGGCUCAUUGGCGUUGCUAGACGGAUUCUGGACGCUAUGCUGCUACAGACAGGACCAACGCGACUAACACAUGAAGUCCUGAGUACUUUCAUGGCAGAGGUGAUGGCAAUCAUGAAUGCCAGACCCCUUGUACCGAUAUCCACUGAUCCUGAUAAUCCAGCAAUACUCACCCCAGCAAUGUUGCUUACUCAGAAGAUGAGUGCAGUCUCUGCACCUUCUGGAUGUUUUGAAGCUGCUCAGUUGUAUGGAAAGCAGUGGAAGCAGGUUCAGUGUCUUGCUGACACGUUUUGGAAGAGAUGGAAAGGAGAGUAUUUAGCCACUCUUCAGAGCCGAAGGAAGUGGACAAAGGACAAACCAAAUGUCAAAGAAGGAGAUGUUGUCUUACUGAAGGAUGGACAGGCCCAGAGGAAUGACUGGCCAAUGGGACUGAUUGUCAAGGUUUUGCCAAGCAGCGAUAAGAAAGUCCGCAAGGUGGAAGUGCGGAUUGUGAAAGACGGAACAGCUAAGGUUCUCCAAAGGCCAAUCUCAGAGAUUGUAGUUCUUCUUUCAGAGACUGAGUGAAAAGAUAACAGUUUAAUGUUGUCAAAAGACAUUUCCCUUCAAGUUGUUGUAUAUGUAGUGAUAUAAUGCUAUUAUAUCAAGCGGGGAGUGUGCUGUCUUUAGAUUAAUAAUGUUGAAGUUUAUAAGUGUAAAAAUGUAAAAGUUAUAUUGUUUCUUUAGUUCAGGUAAUUUGGGUUGGAG